AUGGAAACAACCCAGGCCUGUUUCCACCCACCGAUCGAUGAAGUUCUCCGAGCAGACAGACGCAGAGAGAAGAAGAAGAAGACGACUGAGAAGAAGAUGGUGAAACGCGCUGUUCAGGUGCAUGCUGGGAUGCUGUUAGUGGCCCUCUGUCUUCUGCUGGGGGCAGCUGCUGCAGGCAUACUGAAAGUUGACGGUGCCCAGGAUGGAGGUGGCAGCGGCGGGGACACCAUCAGCCACUCCCUGACCCUGGUGCAACGUUUGGAGGCCCUGCUGGUUCAGGGGAACGGCAGCGACGUGUCGCUGCGGGUGGAGACGCCCAGCGCGGACGAGGUGAAGACCAUCCAGGCGCACUCUCUGGUGCUCUCCCUGCAGAGCCCCGUGUUCGAGGAGAUGCUGCUGAGCCGCAACGGCAGCACGCUGGUCCUGAAAGAGAGCACCGACUGCGCCGCCGUGUUUGACAAGUUCAUCAGAUAUCUGUACUGUGGAGAGAUUUCUCUGCGUCUGGAUCAGGCCACGCCUUUACACAAGCUGGCAACUAAGUACCAGGUGCUGGGUCUCCAGCAGGGCAUCACCCAGUACAUGACCCAGAACCUGGCCCGGGACUCCCCCUCAGGCCACGUGGCGGGCUGGUACGAAUACGCCCAGCAGGCCGGGGACGCGACUCUGCGGGACAGCUGCCUCCAGUAUCUGGCCUGGAACCUGACCUCGGUGCUGCAGAGCGGAGAGUGGGUGACCAUCAGCAGCCAGCUGCUCAUGUCGCUGCUGCAGCGCUCAGACCUGAUCCUGCAGAGCGAGAUGGAGCUGUUCUCAGCGCUGGAGGCCUGGAUUAUUCAGAACGAGCCGGACGGCCUGACGGCAGAGAACGCUCUGAGAGCUGUGCGCUACGCCAUGAUGCCUCCACGAGACCUCUUCCGCCUGCAGACCCAGUCCACAGUCCUGGCUCGGUAUCAGGAGUCAGUGCGCGACCUGCUCUACAUGUCCUACCAGUUCCAUUCAGCCUCGCCGCUGCACAUGGCCAAGUACUUUGAUGUGAACUGCAGCCUCUUUAUGCCCAGGAACUACCUGUCACCGGUGUGGGGGUCGCCCUGGAUCAUCAGCAACCCCACGCGUGACGACCGCAGCACCAGCUUCCAGACCCAGCUGGGGCCCAGCGGCCACGACGCCAGCAAGCGGGUCACAUGGAACGCCUUGUUCUCACCUCGCUGGUUACCCCUCAGCAUGAGGCCCAUGUACACAGAGACGGGCGCCAUGCAGCCGACCCGGGUGGAGGGAGGGCGCCCACGCAUCAUCAUCACCCCGGCCACGUCCAGCGCCGACUUUGCCGGGGUGAACUUCCAGAAGACGGUGCUGGUGAUGGCGGAGCAGCAGGGGAAGGUGGUGGUGAAACACGUCUACAACUUCCACCAGAGCACCGAGGAAAGCGGAGAUUUCUUAGCUGAGGCCGACCUGUACCGCCGGACGUCUGAGUACCUCAUUGACAGCUCCCUCUUCCUCCACAUUGUGGUGAAGCCACUGUACCAGACCCUCAUAACCACCAAGAACUGA
Molecule: messenger RNA, 1545 nt
Organism: Seriola dumerili (greater amberjack)
Lineage: Eukaryota; Metazoa; Chordata; Actinopteri; Carangiformes; Carangidae
Gene: btbd17a
Product: BTB/POZ domain-containing protein 17-like
Exons: 4
Coding region: 1-1545 (514 amino acids)
Molecular function (GO): protein binding
Source: RefSeq, a predicted model, not a curated record